AUGCUCAACCUCUACACCGAGACGGCCUUCCAAGUGAAUCCGCCAACCGCAGACUCAGUGCUACACCUCCAAGUUCCAAGAAAGAAUGGCUCAUUCGACAAACCCAAGUCAUCCUCAACUCGGUUCAAGGAUGGCCGGACCUGGACAAGCGAUCAAGAAUCGUAUUCCUCUCGUUUCCUUGCCUCUCAGAGCUCGAUAUAUUUUCGGGCGUCAAAAACAUAUCCCCGGACAUUUUACUGGAAGGUGGUCAACAAUGAAAGAGUGCUGCAGGUGCAAUGCGCGGAUCUUGCGAGAGGCGAAGCUGAAGUUGACGAGGCGUACCUUACAAUCGAGUUCGAGUUCCAGGACGAGAUCAUCCCCCGAGGUGUAACUUUUGCGGAUUUAGAGAAUGCCGAGGAGAUUAAUGUUUUUGUGUGUACCAACAAAAACGAGAUCUUCAACUUACGGGUACCUACUGCUGCUUUCCGCGACUUGCGUGUACUGCAAACCGAGAACAUUGGUCAGUGGUGCCAGCCGCUGGAAAGUUCCACCCUUGGUAUCGAUACAGUCUACCGCAUUCAUUCCAUCACCCCUCUGGUUGUCUUAAUAUCCUUCGCCAGCGGGAGAUUACAGAGGCUGAAGAGGAGGUCUGGACAAGACGAUUGGGAACAGGAUAACUACGAUGACCGAUCAUGGGGCGCGUCGAUCCGAGGGCUCGUCGGUCGACGAGGUUAUCACACUAUCGAAUUUAGGUCGGCGCAACUAGAUCCGCGAACCGCCCAGACCAUGGUCGUCUCUGCGGAUGGCGAUCUCCUCUUCACUGUUUGCCUGAACCAUACUUUGAGAAUCUGGAACCUCAACAAUGGCAGAAUUGUUGCCACGAAAGAUUUGGUGGGGUUGACAAGGGAUCCGAAUGACAGAACCCAUUUAAACCCAGCGGAAGAUGCCUUCUUGCAGGUAUUCAAAGAAGAUGAGGCACAGAAGUUUCCCACUGUUCUGACGUACAGUCCCCGAGAUGGAGGCCAAUUCAAAUUCUGGGACAUCAAGGGAAGCCUCACAGAUUCUCUUAUUGUUGAAGACAGAUAUCCAGAAACAAAACUGAGUGCUCCAGAUCCGGACCCUUCUGGGAACACCGUCUGGUCCAUGAUCGGAUUCAAGCUCGAUCCGGGCACCACCUACAAGGCUGCUCAGCUCUGGGUACUUUGGAGGAACCACAACUUCCACCAACUUUACAAUUGUCAACUAGAAUUGGGCAGCGUGGCAAGUUCAUGGAAGUCAAAUUGGGUCAAAUGCAAUGCAACAGUGUCCGCAAAGGCUCUCCCUCCGGAGUUUGUCAAAGGUGAUGAGGAAGAUCCGGCUACUAGGUGGUUGGACUUUUUCCUCUACCCUGGUCGCUAUUCCGAGGCUGCCCUUGAAACAGCGUUGUCUAUAUUCGAGGAUGCGACUGCAAUGAAUUUGACUGCUUCACAGAAGGCAGCGCCGUUGAGACAACGAAUGUGCACAACGGUGGCGGGCAAUAUCUCACUGCGGAAGUAUGGUGAAUCCGAGAUGGACUUUGACAGGUUCUGCAUCGACACUGAUUCUCAGUGGCGCAACUUUUACAGGAUAUCUGAAAAUGUCAACGACGACCGCAAUGCUCCGUUGGCCCUGACCUAUGAUGCGUUUAGCGAGAUGGUGUGGAUUACCAUGGCGGACAGAUGCUGCGCGGUUAGAGAAUGCAGCAAGGUUGAACUUCUCCAACAAAACGAAGUUGGCGACAUACGAGAUCUUGAAGAUGCCGCUGCUCGAUUAUGGCCUCACCGCAAAGUUAGUACUGAUGACGGAGAACCCUUCGUCGACCUUGCUAUCCUAAUCUCCGCGGCGAGGACGUUCAGAGAUUCAUUUUCAUCCGAUCUUGCUCGGGAUCUCGCACUUGCAGUCGAAGAAGAUAUGUCCAUUAGUGCCGAACAUGUCACCCCCACGCGCACACUGAAUAUCUAUGACAAUACAGGAUUCGGCGACGCUAUAUCGAAUGACACCUUUGAACGACUUCAAUCCGAUCUCUCUCCGAUGGGCGGCAUUUCUGGCUUGAAUAACGAACUUUUCUUGGGAGUCUUGGAACUGUUUGUGUCUAAAAGUAGGAGAGUGAAAAGCGCCUUGAGGAAUACUCUGUUCGGGAAUCUUCUAUUGUCUGCGGGCACGGUAGACUUCUUGUCGUCUAAAAAACAACUGCUCAUGGAUCUUCUUGCUCUAGCAGUUUUCGUGGAGGGUGAGUUGAGUCAAGAGGAUGUCAAAUCGACAAUAUUCAAUGCGUCCGAACUGUAUGACCAGAUUGUGCCCCUACUACGGCUGUGUAACCGCAAUCUUUGGCUAGCGUCGCAUUCACGACUGGUCCCGUUGGAGAUCCUAGGCGCUGAUGGACAUCCAAAUGCCUCCCGCCAACGUUAUAAGCCCGUCGCCGACAAGAGAAGACAGGUUACAAUCAUGGAGGACACGUUAAGCAAAGCUGUCAGACCACCACCCGCUGUUGAGAAACCCUUGAUGUAUCUGAUCACAGACCAGCUAUCAGAGAUCGACGAUUGGGCUUCUGGAAAAGAUACGUUGGAUCUAGAAGAUGGUGCGGUCUACCUGCAAUGUGAUCUGCUUGUACAGGGUGAUCUCGACCUUGCCACUGAUUUUCUACAGUACCAACCUUCAACGUCCUGGUCAAGCUAUGUGAAAGGGCGUUUGGCUAUUGCAAAGGCUGAAUACGACGUAGCAACAUACUAUUUCCAGAAGGGGUCAUAUGGCUUGGCAUGCGGGAAAGCAGUUGGGAACCUGGUGGCACUUUCAGCAGGUCUGUUGUCAAUGAUUGAAGCCGAGUGUUUCAACAACGGCCUUCCUGUUUACCUGCAUCACAUUACGACGCUUUUCGAGUCUGCGAAAGCAUACAACGAAGCAGCUAAGUUUGCUCGUUUGACAUUAGAAUCAUUGCAAGCUGGGCAGAAUGAACCAGUUCUCAAUUUCCGGGCCGAAGUGUUGUCCAGAUUGGUGAACGCGGAGCUCAAGCUAUCUAGGUUCGAUCGAGCCUACAAUGCUCUGGUUCAGCUGCCUGACCCAGCAUUGCAGCGAUCAUCAGUGACGGCCCUGGUCGACUCAGUUUUGAGUUCCCAUGCAUCUGUCUUUGGACCUGAAGGCGUGGUACAGACCCUCCAGUCUCUACCUUGGACUAUGUAUCCUGAACUCGCCCGACACAUGGAUGGACACCUCAUUUCCCUCACAAAAUCCCAGUCGACGUCAUCCAGCUUGGCCUCAAGCAGUGGCAAAGUCGACUAUCUCAGCAUCAUGCACGCUAUCCGAAUUGACCAACACAACCACCGUGGAGCGGUGACAAUCCUAUAUGACCGUCUCAAAUUGAUCCGCAAAUCCGGUCGGGCUCGACAUGAUCCGCAAGCCACAGCACUGAGACACGUCCUGCUUGCUCUCAUCAAUCUUAUGGCUUGCAUGGCACCGGAUGAGGCGUACAUCCUUGUCGAAGCCGAUGACAGCAAGACAACUCUGAAACAGAAGACUGGAGAAGAAGCCAACGCUCAACAUGACGAACAGUUGAUAAUGAGAAAACGACGUCGCGUGGUCAUCACGUUGGAAGACUUGCGGAAAGAGUAUCAGGCAAUUCUGGAUAGAUGUAGUCGGAUUGAGCGCGGAGACUUCGACUUUGAAAUAGAUGCGGACGGGGACAGCGAAGAAGAUGAAGCCGAGGAAAUGAUAGGGGAUCAAAGUCAAUCGAGAUUAAACUUAUCGAAAAGUCCGUCGAGAAAUGGGGGCGGAGGCGGAGAGGACGCGAUGGAAUUUUGA
Messenger RNA from Cladophialophora bantiana CBS 173.52, 3792 nucleotides. RefSeq lists its product as uncharacterized. The record is from RefSeq and is a predicted model, not a curated record. The transcript has a single exon. Lineage: Eukaryota; Fungi; Ascomycota; Eurotiomycetes; Chaetothyriales; Herpotrichiellaceae. Bases 1 to 3792 code for a protein of 1263 amino acids. Gene Ontology annotation, cellular component: nuclear pore. Gene Ontology annotation, molecular function: structural constituent of nuclear pore.